GAGACGGCCCUGGAGGGCGAGGGCGCGGGAAGCCUUCAGCAAAUGGCCUACCACACCGUGAACCGCCGCUACCGGGAGUUCCUCAACCUGCAGACCCGCCUCGAGGAGAAACCGGAGCUCCGCAAAUUCCUGAAAAAUAUCAAAGGCCCAAAGAAGCUGUUCCCUGAUCUCCCGUUCGGAAACAUGGACAGCGAUAAGGUGGAAGCCAGAAAAAGCCUCCUGGAGUCUUUCUUGAAGCAACUGUGCGCGGUGCCCGAGAUCGCCAGCAGCGAGGAGGUGCAGGAGUUCCUCGCCCUCAACACUGACGCCCGCAUCGCCUUCGUCAAGAAGCCCUUCGUGGUCUCCAGGAUAGACAAGAUCGUCGUCAACGCCAUCGUGGACACGCUGAAGACGGCGUUCCCCAGGUCGGAGCCGCAGAGCCCCACGGAGGAUCUCAGCGAGUCCGAGGUGGAUGGAAAGCCCCAGGGGGAAGGGAAGAAGACAAACAAGUCCAGACUGAGGUUCCCAUCCAGCAAAAUCACGCCGGUGCUGAGCGCGGGGGAGGCCCACGACAGGAUCGUGUACGGCCUGCGAGAGGGCAGCGCGGUCUCCGGCUCCCUGUCGCUGGCUGCUAUGGAAUCCUUCAUCCAGAAGCAGGAGAAGCUGCUGGAGGCGGCGCCCAGGGAAUCCCAGGACAGGGAAUUCUGCAGGCACCACGACAUGGAUGUGCCGGGCACGUGGCACCCGGACGCCGACUCGGAGACGGCUUUGGCUGACCUGGCCCUGGAGCUGCUGCGCCUGCUUCUCGCCGACCACUGGGGCUGGCUCUGCACGGACAACAUGCACAGGGUCCUGGACCUGCUUUUCGGGACCCUCAUUCAAAGGUGGCUGGAGGUGCAGGUGAUUAACCUGACCUGCACCCAGCGCUGGGUCCAGUACCUCCAGUUGCUGCAGGAAUCCAUCUGGCCCGGAGGAGUUUUGCCAGCGCUGCCUAAACCCGCCAGGACCCAGGAGCAGAAGGCGGCGGCAGCGGAGCAGGCCCUGCAGAGCUUGAUGGGGCUCCUGCCCGAUGUGAUCCAAGAAAUCCUGGGAACUACUAAAUGUCGUCUGAGCUGGAAUCUGGUCCUGGAGUCACUGGGUCAGCCCAUCAUUAACAGGCACCUGGUUUUCUGCCUCUUGGACAUUCUGCUGGAGUUCUUGGUCCUGAAGGACUCCAGCGCCGAGCCCGACACAGCAGCUGCUGCCCCAUCUGCCUCUGGCAGCCCGGAGAAGGCAGAGAUGUCACCACAUUAA
Molecule: messenger RNA, 1272 nt
Organism: Tinamus guttatus (white-throated tinamou)
Lineage: Eukaryota; Metazoa; Chordata; Aves; Tinamiformes; Tinamidae
Source: RefSeq, a predicted model, not a curated record